AUGGCGCACAUGUCUGUCGAGCAUGGCGAAAAUGAGAAGAGUGUGCCUAAAGUCGCCCCAGGCGAAGUAGACGAUGCAGUCAAACAAGCAAUCAAGGCACCGCCGAGGAGACGUGAAAUUGAAUCCGCUAUCGAAUCCACUAGCAAAACACUUAGCUAUUUAUACGCGGCACUUCUUGCAGAUCCGUCAGAGGGGCCGUCGCCGCUUAUUAACAAAGCUAAUCAUCAGACGACGCCCCUGCAGCUGAGUCCGACAAUGCUCGCUUCGGCGACGCCAAACUCGAUGAUCUCUCCGAGCCAGCAGAACACCACUCCAGGUGCUGUUCCUUCCUUCACCUCUGCAAACUCGUUGGAGACCAACCAGACCUCAUCAGAUAGUCAAAACCGCUCCGCCUCAGCCCGAAAGAGACGCCGCUCAGAAGACGAAUCGACUCCAGCCUUUAGACCGGGAGCUUUCGGUCCAAUGGGAAAUUUGCCACUGCCAGGCGCAGCAGCAUCAACACCAAACCCCAGCUUGAAUAUUCUGAACCUUUUACAAAUAAGCAAAAUGUCUAAUGAACUCGAAAAACGCAACGCCCUUAUAGAAACGAUAAAGAGAGCACGUAUGGCGAAUCAUGCAAUGAAAAUCGAGGACCCAGAUGAAGAGAUCGUUGUCGAACCUUCUGAGCCAAGGGAGGAAAAAGAGUCAAAGGGAUCAGAUGAAGACGAGAUUAUUGAGAUACCGACUGAAGAACAACCCGCUCUAUCUCAAGAGCCCAAUUUUGCUCAAACUCUGCAGAAUCGCAUGAACCCUCUGAGCCAACUCUUUCAGCAGCAAAACUUGCCAAAAAAUUCGCUGGCAUUUCCGUCUUCCGACUCGCUCGUCUCUCGAGGGAAAUCAUCGAAUAUGUUUCCCAACUUUGCUCUCCAGAAUAGCUUGCUCAAGUUCCACGAGUCGCAGCAGCGAGACAAGAAGAAAUCCGUCAGUCCUGUCAGUGGCUUAGACCGGAACGCGAAUUCUGGUUUGAGCCUAGUUUCUUACCACGGAGCAAGUAAUGGAAACUCUACGGCGAAUACGGGAACCUCCGGUUCAGCUUUAGUGCCAAAGAAUCCAAUACUCUGUAACAUUUGUGGCUCAAGCUGGAGAACACCGAGCGCGCUGAACAUACAUAUGCGAGUUCAUACUGGCGAAAAGCCGUAUAAGUGUAUGAUCUGUGGAAAGGGACACAAGCAAAAGGGCCAGCUCAAGGUCCAUAUUAACAAGCAUCACCCGGGACAGUGGCCAGCAGUUGGGAAUAUGCUCAAUCAAAUGAUCAAGGAUCCAAAAAAGUGUUCCAUGUGUGGCGAGGUCUUUGUUGAGCCCAAAGAAUUAUCUAAGCACAUCCUGGAGUGUGCGCCGACGGGAUUGUCGAUUCCGCCUGGACAGCCGCGUCCUUCGUGCGACAUCUGCGGGAUCACAUUCUCCUCAACUCUCAACUUUAAGCGACACAUGGACUCCCAUCGCCUCGAUAAGGGUCAAUCCAACGCCCCUUCUGAAGUCAGCGAUGUUUCCGAGUCAAACUCGGAGAGCAAGUCCUCGACUAUUCAAAUUCCUCCAGGAGCUCCCAUUCACUCGCCCGAGUUAAUGCAGAAGCUCAAAACUCAGUAUGAUUUACUUCCGGGAGCUGGCAAGGCGUGGAGAAACCCUUCAGAGAUGUUUUACAAAUCGUCGUCCCAGGCUGCAAAUAUGGCUCCUUCUAUCAUCCCGAGUAUGUUUUCGUCAGCUUCUCUCUUGGGCCAAAGCGCUGCGUCUGUCAUGGAAAGUAGUAGCACUUCUCCUAGAAGCUCUCCUCCUGGGAGCAGCCAAACUAGCCGUAUGUCGCCGACUGCGCCCGUCCAGGAGAACAAUUCAACCAAUUCAAACGGAGUGAAGGAAGCCUCCCAUGUGGCCGCCAGUCUCGCGGCUGCAAGUCUCGCUGCUAGCAAGCGCGUUUCAUCUCCGCUAAUAAACGUAGCUUCGACUCAUGUUUCCCAGUCAGCCUCUCCCUCGCCACAGCAGAUCAGUGGCUUUUCUGUUGCCGAUCAAGCACAGCAGGCGACGGCGAUUGCCACAGAAUAA
Oikopleura dioica is the source of this 2076-nucleotide messenger RNA. NCBI's taxonomy places the organism in Eukaryota, Metazoa, Chordata, Appendicularia, Copelata, Oikopleuridae. The record is from the annotation of a GenBank genome assembly.